GCGCUGCGGCACGGCGCGGCACGGCACGGCACGGCACUGCGGCAGCGCCGCGCUCCGCCCGCCCCGGCCCCGGCAUGGUGCUGCGCGGGGCGCGCUGAGGGGCACGGCGGCGGCGGCGGCGGGCGCUGCCGCGGGGCGGUGGCGACGGCAGCAACGUGCGAGCGGGAGCAGCCGGCGGGCAGGAUAUUUUAAACAUAAAAUCGCACGGAUCAAAGUAGAACUCUCCUGUGACCUCCUCACCUCAAGGGCCUGCUGCGUUCAACAGAACCGAUCCCAGUUCCCAGCCAGUUGCAUAUUCCACUGAAGGAAAAUGAACAUACUGAACAACCACCACUUUUUGUACUUUCUGCCUACAACACACCUUGUCAUCUUACUAGCAGCUUUGACAACUGCUGAGGAUGUGACUAAUAGCACUUUCAACCGCACUGACAUGAACACAGGAUCUGUGCCUGUGGUGAUCUCCCACAUCGACCAUAUUAUAGUCAAGGAGGGGAGUAGUGCCUUGAUCGACUGCAAUGUCCAAGGUAGUCCUAGUCCACAUUACAGAUGGUACAAUUCCAACGGCCGCCUGCUCCAAGAGGAAGAGAAUAAAGCAGGAAAAUGGUGGUUUCUUGACAAUGGGCUACUGAACAUUACCAGCGUGUCUUUUGAAGACAGAGGUAAAUACACAUGUGUCGCAUCUAAUAUGUAUGGCAGUGUUAACAAUACUGUGACAUUGAGGGUUGUUUUUACCUCCGGAGAUAUGGGAAUCUAUUACAUGAUUGUCUGCCUUGUAGCUUUUACCAUUGUUAUGAUACUGAACAUUACUCGGUUAUGUAUGAUGAGCAGUCAUCUGAAGAAAACAGAGAAAGCAAUCAAUGAAUUCUUCAGAACAGAAGGGGCAGAGAAACUCCAGAAAGCCUUUGAGAUUGCGAAGCGUAUCCCAAUUAUCACUUCAGCCAAAACGCUGGAGCUUGCCAAAGUAACCCAGUUCAAGACCAUGGAGUUUGCUCGCUAUAUUGAAGAGCUUGCUCGGAGCGUACCUUUGCCACCUCUCAUCAUGAACUGCAGGACUAUAAUGGAAGAAAUUAUGGAGGUUGUUGGUCUGGAGGAGCAAGGACAGAAUUUUGUACGGCAGACAGCAGAAGGCCAGGAAACCACUGAAACAGAUGAGCUGUAUAUGAUCCCAAAUGCUUUGAAGCGCAGUGACUCUCCCACAGCGGACUCUGACGCAUCAUCACUGCACGAACCACCUCAACAGAUUGCAAUAAGAGUGUCAGUUCACCCGUUGUCCAAAAAGGACUGCAUGGACGGUCAGUCUCAAGAAAGCGUGCAGUUGGACACCAAGGAAGAAGACACUCCUCAAACACCAGCACUUCCUGCAGAGCCCCCUCCUGAGCCUUCUGCCGAACUCAGUUCUGAUGACACAGCAUUGGCAAAUGACAAAAAUACAUGCGUUAUAUAUGAAAGCCAUGUAUGAUAGUUACUCCUGAAUCUAUGCAUAGCAGGAAAAUCAGGUGGAGCUCUUUUAAAAAUACAUAUUGUACUUGCCGCUAAGCCUUACCUGGAGACUAUCAUAGCAAAAGCAUGUAUGUGGAUUAUUUGGCACUUUCUUCUCAGUUUGACUUUAGUUUACCAUGAUGUAUGGCAAAGUAAUUGCUAUUACAUUAAUAUUAAUUGCUCUUUUCAAUUAGGAGUAUUUCUAAGAAACAUUUACCUCAGCAUUUUCUAGGUUGGAGUCACCUGUAGUGGCCUCCUGGAAGUCAUCGGUAGUCUUUGAUGUAGGACACUUGAACUUACUAAACAUAAAACUGGUUUUCAUUUUCCUCCUUCACGCUCGUUAUUUCCAUCUAUUGCAUUUUUGCAAAUAUUAUCUUGUGAAUUUGAAAUAUUGCCCAAGAGGCAGCACUCCAGUAGCCAAAUAAAAUCCUAAUAGAUCCCAUUUACAAAGCCUGUUUGCUCAGCUGCAUUGUGAUUUACAGGGCUAUUAAAGAAAGUUAAAAUGUUUCCAUUUCAUUUGAGACCACACUGCUUAGGCACAAGGGAAAUAGUUUUCCCUUUUCCAUGGAAUAAAGAUGCCAACAAUUGGGGUUUUUUCACAUCAAGAAACAACUUUGAGGUGUAUUUUACAGAUGGAAAAGCCUUUAAACAUCUUGCAGAAGGUUGCAGUCACAACAGCUCUGCAGGGGAUGUUUGCAUAUAUUUGCCCAUUUUUUAGUUUGUGAGAAGUUUAUAUGGAAAACAGCUGCAAAUAUGCAAGAUGUCUUGUUUUAUAGUAAUUUGGUAGGAGUAAGUAUGCACUACCUUACCAGAAGAUAUGCAGGUUCCUUAACAGGCCUGCAAACGCCAGUAGCUAGCUGGUGACAAGGCUGAAAUGGCAGAAGACCCUUUUAUUGGGAUUCUCAAUUUUGUGCAGACUCAUGUUCUGAAGAUCAAGCCUAAAUUCAUCCUUAAGCAUAAAUUUAGGAGUGUUUUAUCCAAACAAACAAAAAAACCCCUUAUAAUCAAGUGUGCUAUGAAAUUACAAUGAAGAUCACACAAAAUGUUUACUGUGUUAUAAUUAGUUUGGUAUUUUAAGAACCUCCUACCUAUGUAGGAUGUUCAGUGCUUGAGUACAUAUGACUCUACCCCAGUAAAGCUUUAAUGAUCACAGCAAUUGUGGCAUUAAAAAGGAUCAACAUUUAUGCCAGGAAAUGUCAGGAGUGGAAGGGAAGCGAUAAUUUCUAUUGCAGACAGGCAAUAAAAAGGACCUUCUCUGGAGUGAGUCUGGGAAGAAAGCAUUUACAAGGAGUAGUUUGUGUAGGAUUAAUAGCAUAUUACUUAAUUACCUGACACACAUUUAAUUUGGAACUAAUGAACAAACUAUCACCUUAUAGUUUUUAAGAAGGACUGUAGUGUAAGUAUAGAUACUCUAUAAAUAUGGAAUCAAGUAUAUUGCAGAAAAAGAAGUCACUUAGGUUUAUGGGAGAUGAUGCAUGGAUGGCUUUUGGGACAUUUUAUUGAAGUAGCCACAUCUACAUAAGGCGUCUGUUGGAGGCAGUCAGAAAUAUUAACUGCACGGGUAAUUAAGACCAAACAAAGUCAAAGUUGCAGCUGUCUAAAAAACCCUUGAUAAUGAACUGAGGUUUUAUGUCAACUUCCUCAUGUUAAAAUGCAGGGCUUCACUAGCAGUGUAAUACAGAACACCCCGUGACUUACGUAGGUGAUGCAGAGAAGGCUCCGUAUUUACCUUUCUGUGGUUAUUAAAAAAAAAUACAUGUUUAAUAACAGCCUUUAGAUUUUGUGACCAACUUGUGAAAGUGACAGCAUUUAGUUGCCGAAAAUUUGUUUGUGCUCACCGCAGUGGCAGGCAUCUAUACAAAAUGCAUUUGCACAUGCUUAAAAGGAGACAUGCAAGGGCAGAGUCCCUUUAGGAAUGUUGCUGGAAAUAUUUUAGUUCCAGUGAAGCAAUAUAAAUCUAGAACACAGGGUAGAUUAAGAGAAUACCAUAACGAACCUCACUUCUGACCAGUGUGAUUGAAAAUACUGCUGAUGCAAACUGUUAACUUCUUUUCUGAGUCCAAAGUACAUUUCUGUUUAGUUUUUCAAGUCGCUUAAUUUGCUUCUAGUAUGAAAAAGGACGAGGGCAGAAACAAAAGCAGGAAUGUGCACUAAAUUCUUUUAAUUCACCUUGACCUCCUGAAAAGAGGCAUCUCGAUUUUCUGCCUGUCCAGCAUUUACAAACAAUGCUUAUGCAUUCUAAAUUAACCGCCUGGUGCCCAAAUACGAUUGCACAGAUAAGCAAGGAUGUUCUCCUUGAACACAUAAAAAUAACUUUUAAAUUACACUUUAAAAUUAAAAAAAAGAUUUCAAAAUUAUUUAUUAAAAUACAGUAUUUUAAUUUUAUUUUUUUUUAAAUUAUGAACUUCUUAUAGUGGAGACCAGACCCCUUCAUGUAUUCGUAUGGUGAUUGGUACCGGGCAGUUCUGAUCCUGACUGCUGCCCUCAGGCUGUCCUCCAGCCUGUUUACUAUUUAUUUAUUGAGAAACAUUUGAGAGCAAACAAUCCCCAAGGUUUUCUUCAGUAUCUCUGUGUAAACUUCCUUGAAAAUACAGAUUGUGGUUUUUUCCAGAGGUUGCCCACAAAGAACGUGUAUUUGAAGUACCCAAACCUACAUUGCAGACCAUGUAUGAGCAAAAGUUAUUUGGAUUAGAUGCACAUAAUAGGUGCAGUGCUGAAUUCCUGAUGUCGCAAGGUCAAAGGGAACCUUGACUUUGCUGGAGCUGGACUUGUUCAAGAGCUGAGAGUUCGCAGGUAGGAUUGGUCCAGUCAGUCUGCUAUAAAGACUUUGGACAUUUAGCUUUGUGGUAGUGGCGGAAUAAAACCAAAACAGCACUGUACCUGAAGAAAAUGCAGAUUGUAAGGGUUCUGGUUUAUGUGUUUUUUCUGUUUUCAUGUAUGCUGCUCCGUAUCUUCAUGCAUCCAUUUUAUAACACCUGUACGCAUAUAGCUUUUUACAUGCCUUCAGGCACUGCCUUUGUGGAAGAUAGAUGGGAAGCAAGAUCCACACCCGUCUUUCCUGUUCCAAACUUUCUGACUGUGCUAUUAUAAACAAUUUUGUCUUGCAGUGUUUCUUAGGGAAUGGCUAUUUUAUGGUGCCAGAACACAAUUAACAAACAUAAAAUUAAUGGUGGCUCUAAGGAAACAUUAACAUUUGCAUUGUUAUGUAUUUUCGUGCACCUUUAGCACUUCAGGGACAUUACAGUGAUCUGUUCCCAUCAUUGGACUAUGCACACCUUUUGUUACAUUGUUCUAUUUAUUAUAUCACCAAACACAAAUGGUUCUUAAAACACUCAAUCUGGAAAAUCCGGUCCAACUGAAUUUGCGUUCUAAAAGCACAAAGAACACCAAGCCAAGCUUAGAAAGGAAAAGAGAUUUGCAGGAUACAGUUAUGCUAUUUUAAAAUAUUUUUGCCAGAACUUCAUGAAAUGUGACUAGAUUUCUGCAGCAGAAGAAAUCAGUGCUGGAUUUGAAUUUUACACUUACUAUUCUUUUUGCACUAAAUGUAAGACCAUAUUAAUCAGACCACUUGAACACAGCACUCACUAUCUACUUACUCAACAUUUUCUUUUUGAGCAGCAUUUGUUUGCUGUUGAUCCUUUUUUGUUCUCUGAUUUGAGUAUGCUUGUAAUGAAACCUACCCUUCAGUCAUUUUUUGAGAUUGUUGUUUGAAAAAUUUAAAAGAACCCAUAGAUCAGCAUUUUUAUGCAGGUUUAUUGGUAUUAGGUGAGGCAUAGCAGUUUGCUCCUGUGCUUGAAAAUUACUGUAUAAUCGUAAGACUUGCAGAAUGGCAUAUACGGGCAGAUGAUUUUUUUUUAAAUCAGUGCCUGUUUUAUUCUAAUGUACAUACUAUGUCAGUUCCUCAGUUUGCAGUUACCUUUUGACAAAAGUACUGUAACAUAUAACCAGGGCUUUCUGACAUUCAGUUUGGUUCAGAUCAACUAAUUCUGGAAAGUGUUAACAGUGUCAAAUUUUAAAAGUUCUCAUGGAAUAUCUUGGCAGCAUGCUAUUUUAGGAGUUGGCCGCUUAAGUAUACCAUACUUAGUGGGACAACUGAAAGCUUCUUAGAUGCAAAGGAAAUGCUUGCACUAAAGUAUCUUAAGUUAUAUUUCAUUUAUUAUGAAAUUCUUUUUGAUCUUACAAGAAAUGUAAGACAAAUAUGAAUGUGUUCUUUUGAGAAGCGAUUACUGUAUUUUGAUUUAAAUAACUGUUAUGAUUUUAUAGUUCACGGCCGCAAACCACAGAGACCAGUUCAUGCUGAAGUGGCAAAAUAAAAUGUGAUCCAGCUUGUAAAUUGAUCAUUGUUUCAAUAAAGAAUUUGCACA
Molecule: messenger RNA, 5843 nt
Organism: Grus americana (Whooping crane)
Lineage: Eukaryota; Metazoa; Chordata; Aves; Gruiformes; Gruidae
Gene: MFAP3L
Product: microfibril associated protein 3 like
Exons: 3
Coding region: 311-1459 (382 amino acids)
Source: RefSeq, a predicted model, not a curated record